AUGUUUGUUUCACCAAAGGAGUGCCUGUUGAACGCAGUGUACCGACGCGCACGGUUUGAAGAGCACUUUGCAAAAUGUCACUUCGCAUCUCCACUUCCCUUCCUCCCCCCCACCCACCCACCCUCUCUAAAUUUAGUCCGCACUCAGGGACCUGCACAAAUGGAAUGUGCGUUUGACCUUCACCCACAAACCGCCUCGUCUUUCACAGCUGCACCCGAGUGUGUUAAUGUGGGUCAGUUGGUGCGCGUCUUCUGUCUUCCCAUUGGUGCAGCGGAAAGCAACCGGCCGAUUCCUACACGUACGCGGCCAUUUCUAGCUCCAACCAAGUACCUGAAGGAGGUGUCUACGCGCAUACCCCAUCCAAGCUACUGCUCUCUCAAGGGUUUCGUACAAACGUCUGCCAUCGUUAUGCCGCAUCCUCAUCCAACCCCUGAUGAGGCGGCGACCAAGAUCCAAGCUACCUUUCGAGGCUAUAACACGCGAAAACACAUACACCAGGGCAACCAGUCCUGCGCAGCCACUCCUGGCGUGCCAGUCAUCGUGACGCCCUACAGGAACGACCCGGAUCUUGCGGCCACCAAGAUUCAGGCCAGUUUCCGCGGUUACCUGACGCGAAGGGAGUUUGGCCACCUAGGGAGACACCAUCACCGAAGAUUUACGGAUGAUGAUGAAGCGGAGAAGCUGUGUCCAGCACUUGCGCAAACUCGUGUUAGUCCCGACGCUGGGAGAAGUUUGAGUGACAUUUCCAACCAGUCUUCUUCGGACGUGGAUGAUGAGGACCUGCAGAACAGAGCGGCGACGCGGAUCCAAGCGGCAUUCCGUGGAUACCACGUGCGUUCGCAUCUGCCUAGACGCGAGAGGGCAAGUGAAGGCGGCAGUCCACGCAGCGUCCCUUCGCCGUCUCCGUUGCUCUCCGAAGACGAGGCGGCCACGAAGAUCCAGGCGGCGUUUCGGGGCUACAGGGUGCGCAAGAACUUCCGCGCCCAGACCGCACCUAUCCACCUCUACGUGGACCCGAAGUACGACGAAGCAGCAAAAAAAAUUCAGGCCAGUUACCGUGGCUACCGUGUUAGGAAGGAGCUUAAUCAGAAACGCCACAAUUGA
Molecule: messenger RNA, 1104 nt
Organism: Mesocestoides corti
Lineage: Eukaryota; Metazoa; Platyhelminthes; Cestoda; Cyclophyllidea; Mesocestoididae
Source: the annotation of a GenBank genome assembly